Molecule: messenger RNA, 1129 nt
Organism: Gracilinanus agilis (Agile Gracile Mouse Opossum)
Lineage: Eukaryota; Metazoa; Chordata; Mammalia; Didelphimorphia; Didelphidae
Product: zinc finger protein 583-like
Exons: 5
Coding region: 95-1129 (344 amino acids)
Biological process (GO): regulation of DNA-templated transcription
Molecular function (GO): DNA-binding transcription factor activity, RNA polymerase II-specific; RNA polymerase II cis-regulatory region sequence-specific DNA binding
Source: RefSeq, a predicted model, not a curated record
GGGGUUAAUCACCUUCAAGGAUGUGGCUGUGGACUUCACCCUGGAAGAGUGGUACCUGUUAGAUCAUUCUCAGAAAGAGUUGUAUCUGGAGGUCAUGCUAGAGAAUAUGCAGAAUCUACUCUCUGUUGGUCUUCCAGUUCCUAGAGAAAAUUUUAUCUCCUGUUUUCAGCAAGGGAAAGCACCAUGGCUGCUAGAGCAAAAAGACCCAAGGAGCUCCUGCCCAGAGGCUGAGAUCAGUUUUCAAGUGAAGAUGUCUUCAAAGCUGAACCUUUUUGAAGAAGGAUCUGGCCCCCAAAGAUAUAUGAAUGAGGGUCUCCGUGACUCUCAAUUUUUGAGAGAAAUUUGUGACUCUAAUAUCAAGGUAAAUAAAAAUCCGAAGAAUGACUGUGAAUGUGAUGAAACUGCAGAGAAAUUCAGCCAAUAUUCAGUCCUAAAUCAGUAUAUGAAAUUAUCCUCAGGAAAUGACUGUUGUAAGGAUAGCAAAUAUAGGAAGUGCUUUCCUGAAGAAGUGGGACUUGUUCAGUCUUAUGAGAAACCUUCUGAAAUGUCCCUGUAUCAAGGUAACUUAGGGGGAAUAGCCUUUGGCUACAGUUUAGACACCAUUAGACAUCCAAAAAGUAAGUGUGUCAAGCUUGUUUCUGUGAGUGAUAAAGGUGGGAGACCUUUCAGUCAGAACUCUGAGCUUGCUGCACAUCAAAUAAUUCACUUUGGAGAGAAACCUUAUGAAUGUAAACAGUGUGGAAGGGUUUUUACAGAAAGGGGCUCUCUUACUGCACACCAGACAGUCCACACAGGAGAGAAACCUUAUGAAUGUACACAAUGUGGAAAGGCUUUUAAACGGAAGGACUAUCUUACUGCACACCAGACAAGCUUUCCCAGACUCAUUGCCUACACCUGCCUACCAGGAGAGCCAGGCAGCUGGGUCUCUUCCUCACAGAGACUGUUCCUGCUAACUCUUGCUGCUGCUGCUGCUGCUGCUGCUUCUGGGGGAGUGCAGGACCAGCAUCCAGACUAUGUGCACUGGUCUAAGAACUGCCUCAGCAACCAGUUGGAAUCCUGUAGUUCCCUGUGGGGGGAAGAGGGAGGUGGGGGUGGUACCCCACAAGGCAAGAAGCCAGGGGUGCUGUAA